UAGUAUCUUUUUCUACUCUUUGAAAGUUACACCAAUCAUACACAUUUUAACUCUGAAAAUGCCUUUUCUCCGUCUUUUUUUCUUACGAUGCUCUUCGUGUUGUCCUUCUUAGGGAUCUAUCUUACAGAAGCACAAAAAGUAUCAGGUUUUAGUUUAGAACUAAUUCAUCGUGACUCUCCAAAGUCUCCUUUCUAUAAUCAUAGAGAAACUCCCUUCCAACGAUUGAGAAAUGCAACAAGUCGUUCAUUUAAGCAUGCCAAUCGCUUUGAUCGGAAAUCAGCAUCUACUACAAAUGCAACUGAUGCUCAAAGUGAUAUUAUCUCUGACAGUGGCGAGUACCUUAUGAAUAUAUCAAUCGGCACCCCGCCUUUCCCAAUUCUGGCUAUCGCUGAUACCGGUAGUGAUCUUAUAUGGAGUCAGUGCAAGCCAUGCAUUUUGUGUUACGAGCAACAAGCUCCUCUUUUCGACCCUCGUAGUUCCUCCACUUAUGAAGAUGUUUCUUGUUACUCAAGGCAAUGUGCGUCACUUGAUUCAUCCGUUUGUUUGGCCUGGUUUGGAAUAGAUUCGUGCCUAUAUUCAGUAUCAUAUGGGGAUGGAUCAUUCUCAAAUGGAAAUCUUGCUACUGAUACUAUAACACUCAAUUCAACGAACGGUAGCGCUGUGUCUCUCCCCAAUAUCGUCUUCGGUUGCGGACACAAUGAUCUUGGAACCUUUGAUGAGAAGGCAACCGGCAUAGUUGGCCUUGGAGGCGGCGAUAAUUCUCUAAUCUCCCAAAUGGGCGAUUCAAUAGACGGAAAAUUCUCCUACUGCUUGGUACCUAUAACUUCAUCUGAUAAUAAUUCCCUCUCGAGCAAAAUUCAUUUUGGUAGCAAUGCAAAUGUUUCAGGUUCUGGGGCAGUUUCCACUCCCUUGGUCGCUAAAGACCCAGAAACUUAUUACUAUCUCACUCUUAAAGCAAUCAGUGUAGGAAACACUAGUAUCCCUUUUGUUGGUUCUUCAUUCGGAACCACGGAGGGAAACAUUUUGAUUGAUUCAGGAACUACGUUGGCACUUAUGCCAGAAGAUUUUAACUCUAAAUUAGUUUCAGAAGUAUCGAAACAAAUCGAUGAAGUACCAAUUCAAGACCCCGAGGGAACUUUUGAUCUUUGCUACAUAGCGGAUUCCAAUUUUAAGCCUCCAGUGCUCACCGUGCAUUUUAGUGGUGCAGAUGUGAAGUUGAGUUCCUUGAACACCUUUGUGCCGAUUACUGAAAAAGUUGUAUGUUUUACUUUCAAAGGUGCUGAAGAGACUGCAAUUUAUGGUAACUUGGUACAGGCAAACUUCUUGAUUGGAUAUGACACACAGAAACAGAUUGUUUCAUUCAAGCCAGCUGAUUGCGCCACAUGUAAUUUCUUUUAAUUUUAGGGUUUGUCGCAAUUGUGUUUUUCAUGUGGAGUGAUAACAUUAGCUUAAUCACUGUUAUGCAUUUUAUAUAUAAAAAAUAGAAUAAACCCUUGUAACGAUCAUGUUCAAGGGUUUUUGGUCAUAA
Messenger RNA from Mangifera indica (mango), 1528 nucleotides. RefSeq names its product aspartic proteinase CDR1-like. Bases 88 to 1398 code for a protein of 436 amino acids. Gene Ontology annotation, cellular component: extracellular region. NCBI's taxonomy places the organism in Eukaryota, Viridiplantae, Streptophyta, Magnoliopsida, Sapindales, Anacardiaceae. The record is from RefSeq and is a predicted model, not a curated record. The transcript has a single exon.